AUGUCUCCCUCAAACACCACCUUCACCAAGGCCUGGACGGCUGUCAAGCGCCACGCAAAGGAGCACCACCAGUCUGUCAACGCCGCCUAUGCCUCUUACUACGGCACCACGGGCGCUCCUCUUCCCGUCUCCAACACCAACACACCCACUGCCGCCAAGUCUCCCGCCGCCUCCACCACCUCCGCAGCCGAGUCGCCCCGUUCGUCGGUGGACAAGGCCUGGGGCAAGGUCAAGAAGCACGUCAAGGAGCACCACCGCAGCGUCACUGCUGCCCACGCCGCCUACUACGGCACCUCGCCGGCUCAGACUCCCACCUCUUCUGUCGAGUCCUCGCCCCGCGUGUCGGUCGACAGGCACUAG
Molecule: messenger RNA, 360 nt
Organism: Pestalotiopsis fici W106-1
Lineage: Eukaryota; Fungi; Ascomycota; Sordariomycetes; Amphisphaeriales; Sporocadaceae
Exons: 1
Coding region: 1-360 (119 amino acids)
Source: RefSeq, a predicted model, not a curated record